This is a messenger RNA of Oxyura jamaicensis (ruddy duck), 897 nucleotides long. RefSeq names its product deoxyribonuclease-1-like 2. Gene Ontology annotation, biological process: DNA catabolic process. Bases 1 to 897 code for a protein of 298 amino acids. The transcript has 8 exons. NCBI's taxonomy places the organism in Eukaryota, Metazoa, Chordata, Aves, Anseriformes, Anatidae. Gene Ontology annotation, molecular function: DNA nuclease activity. The record is from RefSeq and is a predicted model, not a curated record. Gene Ontology annotation, cellular component: nucleus.
AUGGGGACCGUGGUGCUGGCACUGUCCCUGCUGGCCGCGGCUCUCCUGUGCCCAGCCACCGCCACGCUGCGCGUCGGUGCCUUCAACAUCCAGGCGUUUGGUGACAGCAAGAUGUCUGACGAGGCCGUGGCGGGCAUCAUCGUCAACGUCCUGCGCCGCUACGACGUGGUGCUGGUGCAGGAGGUGCGCGACUCCGACCUCAGCGCCGUCACCGAGCUCAUGGAGCAGCUCAACAGCGUGUCCUCAUCCCCGUACGACUACGAGAUCAGCGGGCCCCUGGGACGGGAGAACUACAAGGAGAUGUACCUCUUCAUCUACAGGACGGACGUCGUGUCGGUGCUGGACACCUACCAGUACGAGGACCCGCAGGAUGUCUUCAGCCGGGAGCCGUUCAUCCUGAGGGUCUCAGCGCCCCGCACCAGUAAGCGGUGCACGGCGUGCCCGUGGGGCCACGCGGGCUCACACGUCCCUCUCCCCGCAGAGGCAGGGGAGUUCGUGAUGGUGCCGCUGCACUCGGCCCCGCACGACGCCGCCGCCGAGAUCGACGCGCUCUACGACGUCUACCUGGCCGUGGUCAACAAGUGGGGGACCGACAACAUCGUGUUCCUGGGGGACUUCAACGCCGACUGCGCCUACGUCAAGCCGAGCGACUGGGCCUCCAUCCGCCUGCGCACCAGCGACGUCUUCAAGUGGCUGAUCCCCGACAGCUCCGACACCACCGUGGGGAAGUCGGACUGCGCCUACGACAGGAUCGUGGUGUGCGGCGCCAAGCUGAAGAGGAGCAUCGUGCCCAACUCGGCCGCUGUUUACAAUUUCCAGCGCGCUUUCCAGCUGGAGCAGGAGGAGGCCCUGGCAGUCAGCGACCACUACCCGGUUGAGGUGAAGCUGACGGCUUGA